Messenger RNA from Labrus bergylta (ballan wrasse), 3432 nucleotides. RefSeq names its product oxidation resistance protein 1. Gene Ontology annotation, biological process: response to oxidative stress. Gene Ontology annotation, cellular component: nucleus. The record is from RefSeq and is a predicted model, not a curated record. Lineage: Eukaryota; Metazoa; Chordata; Actinopteri; Labriformes; Labridae.
GCUGCCAAAUGAACUUGUUACCGUUGUCCGCAGUGAUAUCAUAACACUGCAAUAUGAAGACGCGCUCAUAUGACUGCCACCCAUCUCCGUCUCUGGGAUAGACACAGCUGCUGUGACCAGGACCAAAAAGACUGGCAAUGGGGAGUAAACGUAGGAGGAAGGAUGCCAGCUGAACCCGUCAUCCCUCCGCCAACACCGCCGCCAGCGUCAGACUAACGAGGAGAGAAAGAAAAUGGCUCAGUCUGUGAGGAGGCCUAAGAGUCUCGGAUGCGUCGACCGUGAUCUCCAGAGGGACAAGAGCAGGACCGGCUACUUUGGAAAUGUCAAGAGCAGGCUGGGUGCUAAGCUCCCUCCUGGCGUCUCUCAGCCCCCACAGUUCGCUAAACGGCCCUGGGAGACUCAACCUCAGGCCCGGGUGAUGGAGGACCCCACGGCCUGCUGCAGCCAGCAUCAGCGCCAGCCCCUCUUGGGUCGGCCGCUUGACCACAUCCCGCACAUCAGAAACCCUAAGCUGCGGCAGUACUACCUGCAAGGGACACCACUGGAUCCUAACAAUACUGCAGUGAAGCAGGAGCACAUGGCUGGACCGUCAGAGGACAGCAGGGGUCCCCCCGGGGGAGACACUGUAUUCAGCAUCUCGUCUCAGUUCAGCAGUAACGGUGCGACUGUGGCAGAAGAGGGCAAGAUGGGUCACAGCUCCUCUUCAAAUUUAGUGUCCUUUUCUGCUGCCCUCAUCCCCAGAGAGCAGUUGCUCGUCCCGAAGGGAAAAAACCCUUCGACCAGUGGAAAAUCAUCCAAAGUAGAGCUGGACCAACGCUCUGAUCGUCACCUGAAGCCGGACACCGAGGCUGAUCCAGAAUCUUUGGAGACUCUCUCUGCUCAGCCUCAGUCCCCCUCACCAGAGGCAGAAUAUGACAAACUACUGGAUGUGGAGACGGUGCCGAUGCCCGACGGACAGCUCUGCUUGUUGGCUCUCCCACCGGAGUGCUGCGAGGGCGAGGGACCAGAGGCCAUGCAGUACCUCAAACUGUUCUGUCGCUACAUCACAGACCGUAAAGGUGUGGUUUCAGGUAUCCUGUUGGUGACCUCUAAUAAGAUCUUCUUCGACCCGUGUAAGACACACCCUCUGGUGAAGGAGCAUGGCUGUGAGGAAUACCUCCUCUCCUGCUCUAUUGAUAAUCUGUCGUCUGUCUCCUUCUUCUCCGACAUCUCACAUGUUCACUUCAGCAAGUUCCAGCAGAGGAGGAAAGGACAGAAAAUACUGCAGAAGUUGAAAUCUGCAAGACGGCGAGGAGCAGGAGGCCCCCCAAACCAAAAGGGGGAGUCAGACCCGGCUCUGGUGUCUGUGCCUCUGUCAGAUUUGUCCGGUCUGGCUCUGAGCCUGACCAAGGAGGUUUCUGUGGCGGAGGGGGAGACGGAGAGCAGAGACAUGGCGGCGGCUGAGGGAGAGCUGGAUAAAAUCCAACAGGGGGGGCUGCAAGAAGAGUCCACAGGAGUCCUUGGAGCUGCCGUCCUGAGCAGUGCUGCCACCUUCUGCUGUGGAGGUCAAGAGGCCGCGGGUCAAUCCAAAACAAAGCAGCUGAGCACUGAUGAAACAGAGAAGUCGUCCGUGAGGAGUCAGACUGCUGUGGCGCCCGCGUUGACAGCAGGUAGUCCUGGGAGUCUGAUGUUUGUGCGACUGCGAGUUCAGGCGGCUGCGGGCAAGAAAAAGGCUGCAGGAGGUCUUCAGCUGGGAGUGGCCAAAACGUCACCCAGAAGGGAAGCCUGGCUUACCCUUUCACAAGAAAGCGCUGACGAGCUGUACGCCUACCUGACACACUGUCGACCAGACCUGUGCGUACUCGAGGGGGGAGAGGAGGGAAAGGAGAUGGACCGCGACGAAGAGGAGUUUGUGCUCAUCGAGGACAAAGAGAAGGCCGGCCAACAGGAGGAAGAGGAGGAGGAAGAUGAAGAGGAUGAUUAUGAGGAGGAGGAAGAGGUUUUUCAGAGGCACCGCAGCACAGGAGACGAUUGGGAGAUGGUGUUGAUGGAAGAGAGCGGGGAAAAGCCGACCCUCGUCAUAGACCGGGAUCCUGAAGGACUCCAUAACAUCGUCGAGAGCAGCGCAGUUUUAGACGCUUCACAUGUCCGAGAGCUGUGUAAGGAGCUUCCCCCGAGGACCAUCGGCCACACCUGGCAGCUGGCUUUCAGUACAUCCCGCCACGGCGCCAGCCUCAAGUCCCUCUACAGAAAACUGAGUUCCACAGACUCCCCCGUGCUGAUCGUCAUUAAAGAUGCACUCGAUGAGAUAUUCGGGGCCUUCCUCUCUCACCCCCUGAGGCCCAGUGAGACGUUCUACGGCACCGGAGAGACCUUCCUCUUCAUGCUGCAUCCUCGCUUCAAGUGCUUCAGAUGGACUGGAGAGAACUCCUUCUUCAUCAAAGGAGACUUGGACUCAUUUGCCAUUGGUGGAGGAAGCGGUCACUUUGGUCUGUGGGUGGAUGAGAAUCUGUACCUGGGCCGCAGCAGCCCCUGCUACACCUUCAACAACUGCUGCCUCGCCGAAACCGACGACUUCCGAGUCAUGGAGCUGGAGGUGUGGACGUUCGGCUGAAGAGUUCACGGUCAUGUUUUUGACGCAGCUCAUCUUAACCUUUUUUAUUCACUGGGUAGACCUGAGCACAGCCGCUCAUUCAUUUCAUGGUGACAUCCAUGUGAGAAAAAGAAACACAAAAAACUAACAGACUGCUGGACUUGCUCGUGUUAUUGAGUGCUGUGAAAAGAAACAGAACUAGGAUCAGAGUGCCAGAGUGGAGGGGUUUUAAUGGAGUGUCAUUAUUGACUCAUUCCUGCGGGUUUGGCAACCGAGCGGCAUUCUGCUGAGCCGAGCGGAGCCAAGCUGGUAUGAGACGGGAUUCCUCGAAUCCUUUCUCUUGAAUGGAGUCGGUUACAAAUCUCAGAGACUGCACUUUGCUCUUAGUAUGAAUCAGUAAGAACAUCAUAUCUCAUCAUAUAUAAUAUGAACAUGAUAAUUUACUGUCUUCUGAGGUAAUGCAUGCCCCUCCCCCCUCCUUCAUAUAUCACUAAUCAUUCAAUUCUCUGGAACUUUAAAACACAUUUCUUAUUAACAGAUUUCUGAACGUCACAGGAUCAAAAAUGUAAGUGUCCCAGAAAAGAAACCAGUGAAAAGAAUCAUGUGAGAACCCCUGGAGCUCCACGUCUGUAUUUACAGGAUCUACAGUAGAAGGACUCUUCUGGACUCUCUGCAUUUUAAGUGCUGACACAUGCAUCUCCAUGGUUACUGAACAUGAAGUGAAACAUCUGUAUCGUGUUGAGUCCAACAUCCUCUCACUCCAAUAGUUUGAUCUACUUUGAUUAGAUAUGGAACAUUAAUGUAGAUAGGUUUAAAAAAAAACAAAUAGCACAAAGUGACAAUAAACAGGUUCAACAUGU